AUGACCUCAGCUCAGACAACCCAUAUUAUAGGCCUGGGCAGCAUUGGGUCCUUUGUUGCCCACUCUCUUCGAUCUCUUCCUAACCCACCUUCCGUCACUUUACUUGUCCAUCGAUCAAAUCUCUAUGAAGAACUAGCUUCUAAGGGGUGGAAGCUAGGUCUACGACUAGGAGAAAAUGGCGAUCUACAAGAAGAAGGGGAGUUUGACGCAGAGAUGCUGGGAGAAUCCUCCGACUCUCACCCGAUUUAUAACUUGAUAGUUGCUGUCAAGGCAUCCGCUACGGUGUCUGCCCUCGAGCCUAUUCGACAUCGGCUCGGGUCACAUUCGACAAUCUGUCUCUUUCAGAAUGGACUAGGUCAGGUCGAAGAUCUCAACAAGCGUAUGUUUCCGGAUAUUUCCACACGACCAACGUACAUAUUUGGCAUCAUGCGUCAUGGGGUCUAUCUGAGAUCUUCGACCGAGGUUGUUCUCGCGAGCUCGAAUGGUUGUGCUGCUGUGGGCAUUGUAAGGAAUGAAGAAUUUUCUUCAAGGCCAUCUCAGCCUCAGUUCCUACUGGAUGUUUUGCUUAAAUCUCCCGUCCUUCGUUGUGAAAAGAUGGAGUGGCCACAUCUUCUUCGAGAGCAGCUGCUGAAGCUGGCUGCGAAUUGCGUGCUCAACCCUUUAACGGCAUUACUCGAUGUGCGAAACGGUGAUAUCAAGGAUAACCGUGACCUCUGGCCUCUGCAUUGCCGCCUUCUCAAAGAAAUUUCGAUGGUUUAUGGGAAACUUCCCGAGCUCCAGAACUUGCCGCGCGAUCUGGCCCAUUUCUCAGUUGAAUUACUUGAAAAUGUUUUAUUGGACACGAUUAAUAAAACAGCACGAAACUCGAGUAGUAUGCGCGAAGAUAUUCGAAAAGGCCGAGAGACAGAAAUUGAGUAUAUCAACGGCUGGAUCGUCAGGCGUGGCCGCGAGUUGGGAAUCGAUUGCGUGGCCAAUGAGUCUAUAACACAACUUGUACUUGCAAAGAGCCACCAGGACGGAAGGGAUAAGAAUUUCCAGAUUUGGAAAGCAAAAUAA
This is a messenger RNA of Penicillium cosmopolitanum, 1056 nucleotides long. RefSeq lists its product as uncharacterized. The record is from RefSeq and is a predicted model, not a curated record. NCBI's taxonomy places the organism in Eukaryota, Fungi, Ascomycota, Eurotiomycetes, Eurotiales, Aspergillaceae. Gene Ontology annotation, biological process: pantothenate biosynthetic process. Gene Ontology annotation, molecular function: NADP binding; 2-dehydropantoate 2-reductase activity. Bases 1 to 1056 code for a protein of 351 amino acids. Gene Ontology annotation, cellular component: mitochondrion; cytoplasm. The transcript has a single exon.